AGUACACGAAUAAUUGGACGCUUUAAGAGGCAGCGCGUUGUUUCUGACCCACCUGACGUUGGCCGUGCAAGCCAUCAAUCGGCCUAUCUUGCUGACCUCUUGGAUACUAAUAAGUAUUACUUUUACCACACGAUCUCGUACUAUGGUGCAGCCAAGCAUGUUGGGACUUGGUUUGCAUAGGAGACACAGCUAAGGGCACCGAUUUCUAUAAUCUCGUAGCAUGGCCAGCGUUGGUGGAGCAGUAGCAAACACACUAGCCAGACCGAACGCGGCAAUCGACUUGCCAGCUGCCCAUACAUCAUCCCAAAGCUCCGUCGACAAAAGCAACACGACAAUUCGGGAGCAGCAGGUGGCCGCCCCGGUGAACCACGGGAGCAGCGCAUCCGGGGAAGAUUUCGACGCAGACUUUGAGUUUCAGCUACAAGGCACCAGCGGUUCUGACUGGACGCCGGAGGAAUUGGUCGUACUGGAGAGCGCUCUUGCGCGCUUUCCGGCCGAUAAGUACCCACCCGUCGAGCGGUACAUUCAUGUUGCAGCGAGCCUGCCAAGCAAAACCGCGCGCGACGUAGCCUUGCGAGUUAAGGCCUGCGGCCUGGAUGACAAAGGCCGCCGCGGCCCCGCCGACGACUCGGCCAAACGCAAGGCCGGCGCCAGCCAGCCAGGCCGGCCAGGGAUGCAGCAGGCCAGCAAAGGCAGCGGCGCGGGCCCACCAGGGGCCGGCGCCGGCGCCGCAGCCGCCCCGGGCGACGACCUGUCGCCCAGCGUGCCUACUGCUCUGACGCAGCUCAUGGAGCAGAACUACGGCAUUUUGUUGCAGUUUCGGGGCAACAUGGCGGCGUUCAAGGUGGUUGAGAACACCGAGCUGCUGGUGCGCUACAGGGACAACCUGCUGGCCAUGCAGCAGCAGCUGGCCGGUAUCGGCGGCAUCAUGAGUCAGAUGCCGCCGCUGCCGGUGCAGCCCAACUUUGACCUCGCCAGCAAGUUCCUUCCACCUGUGGCCGCCGGCAAGCUGCCGCCGUCACUGGGUGCGGGGCCGGCAAUGGCAAUGCCCACGCUGCCGCCUGUGGCACCCGCCACCAUGCCUGUUGCCAUGCCGACAGCGGCGACCGCUCCUCAGACUGCUGGCGCAGCAGCCAUGGGACCGUCGCCGGUUGGGGUGCUGCCGGGCUCCACACCCUCACUGCCCAUGGCCACGGCGCCGCCGUUGAUGCCCAUGAUGCCGCCAUUUCCCUUUCACCCGACAGCGGCGGGGCUUGGGGCGCCGCCGGGCAUGCCUGGCGGCAUGAUGCCGCCUAUGUCGAUGGAUUCCUUCUUCGGCGGGGGGAUGCCGGGUGCCAUGGGCGUCUUGGGGCCGGCGAUGAUGGCGGGUGCACUGAAUCCAGCGGCUUCAGCGGCAGCAGCAGCGGCGGCCGCCGCAGCUAUGGGAGCAGGCAUGCAUGGGCCGCAGUUUCCGAUGGGGAUGGGCCCGCCGGGUAUGAUGGGCUGUAUGCCGAUGCCGACUGGGGUGCUGCCGACGCCAACGUUGCCGGACGGCGGGUCUGCGGUGGCAGCAGCGGCGGCGGCAGCAGCAGCAGCAGCAGCGCAGCAAGCGGUGAUGCAGGGGGUUAUGCCGGCAGGGAUGCCAGUAAUGCCAUCGGUGAGCAUGUCACGACAGGGUUCGGCGGUGCAACCCGCCACUAACGGCACAAUACCCGUUAACGUGGCCGUGAAGCAUGAAGGCGGGGCCUGAGCAGGGAAUGGGAACUGACGUUUAUAUUUGUGUGAGCGUGGGACACGUUAGGGUGCUGGCCCAGGGCUACACCGGACUGAGAGUGAGGGUUACAUGGGUUUGUUGACACGAGAGGAGGGACAAGUUAUAGAUAUAAAGCAGCAAUAAAAACACGAGCUUUUGAUUGGUAGUGUGUACCGGGCUUUACACACGAACUGACUGGCCAAAUUGGGUGUUGGGGUGACCUUUGAGUGUCUUCCUUUACAGAGCACCUCUGGGCAACAUGGUAGUGUGUGCUGGCCAUUAGCACCAGGGAUGUGACUCCUUGACGACAGCUUUUGGAACUCGCAGCAGCACGUUUCCCGAGAUACCAAUCACCGUGGGUACCACGUGAGGCGUCUGGUCUAGUAGGAUGCCUAGCAGGGUUGGACUAAAUUCUUUAUUAUCCCGUUAAACGUUUGUCAUUCUCCUAUGCGUACGCGCACUCGCGUAUGCAUCAGUGGUCGCACAUUUCUACGUUUCCGUACAUCGGUUGCGGAUACCCGGAUACGAUGGCUUAAAUUACUCUCCAUUGUUAUAUGCUUCGUCAAUAUCGUUGCUAUGUGUUACAAGCAGACGACCAAACGGCUCGAACAAUAUCCAUGCAGCGAGAACAAGGACAAGAUAUGCCUUGCCUUGGACCCGGCGCACUAGUCAGUGCAGUGCUGGACCCCGCAUACUUGGCUUCCGUAAAGCCAGUGCCUCACCAGGUUGUUCCGCGCAAUUUGAACCUGCUGGAGCUGAAGUUCCAAGAAAUGGUUGCUCAAUUCGACAAAGCCGACCAAGGGGUCCGAACAUCCGGUAGUUUGGCUGGGGCCAAUGGGAGUAGCCUUCGGCUCUUGCCUAGCCAGGCGCGACGAGAGUCCGAAUUGAAGGCUGAACAGAAGCCGCUGGUGCAGGAGACCAAACCCACGCCUUUGCGGCUAACAGAGGAUCCGCAUGAGCCACGCGCGGAAGCAGCUCUAGCUAGCAAGGCCGAAGAGUACCAGAAUGACUACCACAUUAUACAGGCGGCCGCGCUUAAAGCCGGAAUUCCUAACAUUAGUAUGCAAAAGCUGCUUGGACUUCCGCGUAUUGACGCUGGCGUGUGCGCAAACGCGCUUCGGCCAUUCUUAGACAAUCCUCGGGUGUUAGAGAGUAUCCUUAGCAGAUUUGUUGACGGCAACUGCGCCUAAGUGGCAGUGACCGCAGUGUGGCACCGUGGCAGUGUGGCACCGUGCUUGGAUUCCGUACAGCAGCGGUUGAACCUACACGCAGCUUUCCGCUUAUGAACUUUAAGAGGGAAGUCAUUUUCGUUUUACUUUUGCAUUCAUUGUAUUACCUUGCUUAUAUCUUUCUUCACGCGAGUUGGAGAUAUGGCGGCGUCUGCAUAUGAAAUCCGCCGUGUUCUUAAGAUAUACGACGACGCUGCUAUUGCUCCUCUAAACCGCGCAAUCACCAUGCUUACUGAGGUUACCAAGUCGAUUAGCGACAAGCCUGGAACGUUCGACUUAACCAGCGAUGACGCGGAGGUCUGGGCUGAAGCUGGCGGUCACUCUUACGGCGAGAAUGCGGAGUUCCCAUGCCUUGUGGGGUCAAGAUGGCUGGAGGUGCUGUCCAAGCCAGGUGUUGUCGCGGCUGCUGGCCUUGACAAGGACGAGUGGAGCAACCUCCUGAAGUCGCUAACAGAUUACGAGGCAAAGCUGGACAAGGCCGGUCUGAGUAUGGAGGUCCUGGACGAGCUUACAGAGCUGAUUACCAAGCUGCGCGAGGAAGCCCCUGAGCCAGAGGAUUCGGAUGAUAGUGACGACGACGAUGAUGACUCUGACGACGAGUAAGCGUGUCUGAUUGUAUGGUAUACAUGCGACUGUGGACAAACGUUGUAUGUUGAGUUGAUAAUGGUCGAGUAGCUUUGGGCUAACCUGCACGUUGCAUAUUCGUUUCACAAGAAACACGGUACUUAGUUGCAGGAGAUGCAUGCAUGGGGUCGUCUCGUGCCGGGGGUAACCGCUGAUGGCCGGUGAUGAGUUAUUUAGGGAGAGGGAUACGUGCCGGCUGACACGCUUGGCGUCGUGUGUUAUUCAGCACGAACAAGGGUGUGCUUGACCAGCGCUUGGGCAAAGUCUUGGGAACUUAAAUAGAGGGGCCCUGCCCGGCCGGGGUCGAGGUCUGCAUGGCUAUUUGCCUUGGGUUGGUGGGAUAGGAGGGUAAUAGUCACUGGUCAUCGCUCUACGCUGUGCUGUUUUCCGGGCAGCUGCACCGGUGCAAGUGCUGCGCUUUGGCGGCGCUUAGUGGGGUUAGUUCCAGCAUGACGUGAUGUAUGGAACACUGGAAAAUACUGGUGGCACUUGUUCGCAUCCAUGCUACGAGGUGGAUUGCUUCUUUGCCAUGUUGCCUUACUGCGAGAGGGUGUGUAUGGCGGUGCUUGUCACAAGUGGCUGCAAGGAAACGUAUGUUGCUUUUCUUGGUGGAUGCGGGUAAGCUUCAGUCGACCCAUGCAGCGGGCUGUCCUAAUGUCCUUGUCCAUGUAACGGACAAUGGAUAGGUGUGCUGACCUUGGGUGUCUCCUAAGAUGGGCAAAUGCAGGGA
This is a messenger RNA of Astrephomene gubernaculifera, 4315 nucleotides long. Lineage: Eukaryota; Viridiplantae; Chlorophyta; Chlorophyceae; Chlamydomonadales; Astrephomenaceae. The record is from the annotation of a GenBank genome assembly.